AUGUACAACACUCAUCGCGGGAUGGUGCCCGCCCCCAACUCCCGCCUGACGGAGUUGCUGGACCAACUGCGCCAGGAGUUCGAGAGCCAGUCUCGAAGCACUGGUGAAUAUGAGCAUCAGUUAACCGGACAGCUCCAGGAGAUGGAGAUGAUCCGUCAGAAGGUGUAUCAGCUGGAGCAGACCCAGAUCAAGAUGAAGGCAGACUACGAAGCGGAGAUCCGAAUGUUGAGACACGAGCUCGAGUCGCGCGGCGUGCAACCCGUCGCCUCUCACAUCGCGCCCGCACAGCACACCGUGGUCCCGGUCUUGCCCCUCCCCCCCUCCCAGGAUCAGCAGCCUUCCCAGCAUAGCCUUCAACAGCCUGCCUCGGCCGCCCAGCCUGGUGCGCCGCAGCCCCCGCAGAGCUUCCCUGGAGGAUAUCAGCCUGGUGCUGCUGUGAACGGCUACGGACCUCCUCCUCCCCCGACCGCAUCUCCUGGCCCCGGUAAGGGUCGUCGCACCGCCCCGGGCCCGGCCACCCCCCAGCAAACGCAGAUUGCCUACCCGGAUCCUCGCGCGUCGCCUCAGAUCCCUCGCCCCACGCCCCCAAACCAGUCUCUCGUGCGUGCCGACCGCCCGGGCAACAUGCUCGCUAACUGGGACCCGGCCGACCUUCCCGCGUCGCAAAAGCGCGAGGGCACCGAUUGGUAUGCCGUGUUCAACCCGGAGGUACAGCGCGUGCUGGACGUGGAGCUGGUGCACCAUCUCAACCAUGACAGCGUGGUUUGUUGUGUCCGUUUCAGCCGUGAUGGCAAGUACCUGGCGACGGGCUGCAACCGUUCGGCGCAGAUCUUCGAUGUGACCACUGGUCAGAACGUGGCGACCCUGCAGGAUGAGAAUGUCGACAAGGAUGGCGACCUGUACAUCCGCAGUGUUUGCUUCAGCCCGGAUGGAAAGUACCUGGCGACCGGCGCGGAGGACAAGCAGAUUCGGGUCUGGGAUAUUGCUGCGCGCACUAUCAAGCACAUCUUCAGCGGCCACGAGCAGGAUAUCUACUCAUUGGACUUUGCCGGCAACGGCCGGUACAUUGCGUCGGGAAGUGGUGACAAGACCGUCCGUCUGUGGGAUAUCCUGGACGGCAAGCUCGUCUACACCCUGAGCAUUGAGGACGGCGUCACCACGGUGGCCAUGUCCCCCGAUGGCCACUACGUGGCGGCCGGUUCGCUGGACAAGAGCGUGCGGGUGUGGGACACCACCACCGGCUACCUCGUGGAACGUCUGGAAAACCCUGACGGGCACAAGGACAGCGUGUACUCGGUUGCCUUUGCGCCCAACGGCCGCGACCUGGUCAGUGGUAGUCUGGAUAAGACUAUCAAGCUGUGGGAGCUCACCGUCCCGCGGGGCAUGCACCCUCAUAGCGGCGUCAAGGGCGGCAAGUGUGUUCGCACCUUCGAGGGCCACAAGGACUUCGUGCUUAGCGUCUGCCUGACGCCCGAUGGCCAGUGGGUCAUGAGUGGCUCGAAGGACCGUGGGGUCCAAUUCUGGGAUCCAAUUACUGGUAACGCGCAGAUGAUGCUGCAGGGGCACAAGAACUCCGUGAUCUCGGUGGCCCCUGCCCCGACUGGCAACCUCUUCGCCACUGGCAGUGGAGACAUGCGUGCACGGAUCUGGAGGUAA
Molecule: messenger RNA, 1656 nt
Organism: Penicillium canariense
Lineage: Eukaryota; Fungi; Ascomycota; Eurotiomycetes; Eurotiales; Aspergillaceae
Gene: rcoA
Exons: 8
Coding region: 1-1656 (551 amino acids)
Molecular function (GO): protein binding
Source: RefSeq, a predicted model, not a curated record